Molecule: messenger RNA, 974 nt
Organism: Anopheles darlingi
Lineage: Eukaryota; Metazoa; Arthropoda; Insecta; Diptera; Culicidae
Gene: maf-S
Product: transcription factor MafK
Exons: 4
Coding region: 381-821 (146 amino acids)
Biological process (GO): regulation of transcription by RNA polymerase II
Cellular component (GO): nucleus
Molecular function (GO): DNA-binding transcription factor activity, RNA polymerase II-specific; RNA polymerase II cis-regulatory region sequence-specific DNA binding
Source: RefSeq, a predicted model, not a curated record
AGCAACCUUGAAACGUGAAAAACCAAAUUUUAAAGGAAUUUCUAGGAAUUAAUACUCUACAUAUUACCCACACGCAUUUGUGUAGUGUUUCAUUUUAUAACGUGCAAUCGGUGUAAUCGUGAACAAUAUUUUACCUACGUUCGAAGGAACGUUUCGUCCAGUGCUAAGAGUACAUAGAAGCGUUCGCUCGCUUCUAGAGACAAGGUAAUAACUUCGGCCUGUCCUCGAAGCCAUCGGAAGGGUCACGGUUUUAGCUGGGUCUCCGUAACUGCAAGCGCCAUUCCACGGUUGAGUCAACGAGCGUGCGGUGGAAAACCCGGAACGUGUUCUGUGCAUUUAUAGGAGUUUUAUUCUAGAAACAUCCUCUUCCACCAAUCUCGAUGCCGCAGGAAAUCAAACGAGAACGCAAAACUACGCAGUCAAUGAUGCGCUCGAAAUCAAUCCACUGGAAUGAAGCACCACUGUCACCGUGCCCAAUACCGGACAUCAGUGACGAUGAGCUAGUAUCGAUCACGGUGCGUGACCUCAACCGCACCCUAAAGAUGCGAGGACUAACACGUGAGGAAAUCGUGCGCAUGAAACAGCGCCGAAGGACGCUCAAGAAUCGAGGCUACGCCGCCAGCUGUCGCAUCAAGCGAAUCGAGCAAAAGGAUGAGCUGGAAACGGAAAAGUCGCAGGAAUGGCGUGACAUGGAAGCGAUGCACGACGAAACGGGCCGGUUGCAGGAGGAGGUGGAUUCGCUCCGCAAUAAGUAUGAAGCGUUACGGAAAUUUGCCAUUUCCAAAAAGAUCCCCCUGCCACCGGAGCUGGAUGUGCUGUAAGAUAAGCGAUAAGGGGCCAUGAUAACGUGAUGCACUACUAUUUCGUUUCGUGAUUUACAUUUACAUUUUCCUACAACAAUUCCUCUGUAGUCUAUAGCACAAGAUUUUUCUAUGUUGAGAGAAUUCCAAUAAUUAAAAUAUUGUUAAGCAGAA